Molecule: messenger RNA, 1669 nt
Organism: Dalotia coriaria
Lineage: Eukaryota; Metazoa; Arthropoda; Insecta; Coleoptera; Staphylinidae
Exons: 5
Coding region: 495-1520 (341 amino acids)
Source: RefSeq, a predicted model, not a curated record
CUCAGGCGGUGCAGUUCGAUGCUCGGUCAGCUUGUCCGUCGGUAGCUGAUUAGAUUAUCAACAGUAGUACACUGUUCAUCGCACAUUCGAAGCAUACGCAGCGUGCUACCGCUACCGCCAGUUCAACUUUGGAGCGCGCGCGCGGAUCGUCGAUCAUUUCGUGAUUUCGCCGGGCGAGAGAAAAAAGAUACGCGCAACAUGUUUCAAAUAUUCCAUUCAUACUAGAGCAGCUCAACAAAUCCGACUUAGUGAUAACAUGUGUGUCAAGACGUUCGUCAUUGCACUAAUCUGCGUACAAUGUGUGCGAGGCACUGAAAUCAUGCAUUUCUUGAAAGAAAUACCUUUGUGUGGAAAUAGGACAGAGUUAAACAUACCCCCAGAUGGGUAUGAAUCAGUGCGGAUUAUAAAUCUUCGUCCUUCCGAGGAAUUCGUCUACUGCUCCAUGACAAUCCGAGUGCCGGUCACACACGUCAUUCAUUUACAGUUUUUGGAAGAUGCCGGCCGGAUCAAACACAAACCGCAUCAGUCCGUGUCGAUACCAUGUAAUUUACACAUUAUUUACCUUGUUUGUCCAACAGUAUGUGGAAGACAUGAUGAAACCCAUUUGGCAAGGAGAUCUCUGCACCUCGGAACCAUUGAAAAGUGUUGAUAUGUUGUCUUCAAAGGCGACCAUCCGAUGGGAGUCCUCACAUGAUAAGCUACAGACCAAGGGAAGGAAAAUAAUCGUCACUGCGGUUGGACAUGGAGAAUAUUGCAGGAAACCCAAUCAACAUACCUGUAUGAAAAUUGGUUUCGAACCUAUUUUUUGCGUCUCCGCGGAUGUCACCUGCGAUGGGCAUGAAAAUUGUCCCAGUGGGUCAAAGACAAGUGAUGAGGGCAUCUUUUGUGAGACGGAUCAAUUGUGGACCAAGAGAUUCAUGGGGGUUUUGAAUAAAAUGCCAAACAUUGCAAAUACAAUUCGCAAAGUGGGUUACGCAGAAAACUCUACAGACCUUCCAAAAAUGAUCAAUGACAUCGGCAGGACAUGGAACAAUAUAAAACGACUUACAAAAAUAGAAACUACAACAAGACCAGCCCCGGAAGCGAAAACCUUCUCAACUCUACACGAUCUCCUCUCACAGUACGACCCAUGGGGCUACCUCUGCCUAGGUGUAGUCCUAUGUGGGACCCUAUUCCUAAUGUGUUAUGGUGUCUGGGAGUGUUGUAUCCGGAGAUACAAACUAGAACCAUUUAUACCUUCACCAUCUCAACCUGCCACCACGGUACUAAUCGUCAACAACUACGACGAAAACGGUGUACCACAACCACAACCCCCACAAAUGGGCGCACAGCAACCUCCAAAUUACGACGAACUAGAUCUACCCCCGUCAUACACUGCCCUCUUCCCAAACAAACCUCCCGACGAACGUCAUCGGUCUGUGAAUACCCCCACCACCAACGAGGUUAUUGCAAUGGACAGUAUUAAUCUACGCCAAGCCCACAACACCACAGCCACGACACCCACUAGUGAUACAAACUAGUAAAAAUUUAAAACACUAACGCGUAAUAAUUAAGAGACUGAUAAAGUGAUCAAAUAUUUAAGUUACAUUAACUUAAGCCAAACUAGUGGUGCCAUGACCAUUACAGUUUUAAAUAUAACCCAAAGAAAUUAAAGUUAAACUAAGAAGAG